This is a messenger RNA of Hirsutella rhossiliensis, 1863 nucleotides long. Its product is annotated as glycosyl transferase family 90 domain-containing protein. The record is from RefSeq and is a predicted model, not a curated record. The transcript is spliced from 2 exons. Lineage: Eukaryota; Fungi; Ascomycota; Sordariomycetes; Hypocreales; Ophiocordycipitaceae. Bases 1 to 1863 code for a protein of 620 amino acids.
AUGAUGCGACAGCGACAGUGCAUCAUCCUCAGCGCCAUCGUAUUCUUGUCCUUCUGCAUCUACUCCAUCCUCCGGCUGCCACACGAUGGCACCAGGCGGGUGACGGACCCGGGGCUGGCGCAGAAAGCACCGCUUGCCGACGCGCAGGGGCCACGGCCAGAGAGAUGGGACGAAGCACCGAGACCAAAGGGCGGCCCCAAGCCCAAGCAGGCUCCGGAUACCACCUCGCAUCCGAUAUGGCACCUCGUCAGCGAAGCGCAGCGCGAGCUGGAGCAGGUCGAGACGCGGCAGUCCAAGGAGCUCGACGACGCCGUCACCGAGUAUCGCAGGCGAUACGGCAUGCCUCCGCCGCCCCAUUUCGACAAGUGGUUCGAGUUUGCGCGGCGAAACAAGGUGCAGCUCAUCGAUGAGUUCGACACCAUCCACGACCUCCUGACGCCCUUUUGGGGGCUGAAGCCGAGCACGAUUCGCUCGAGGGUCAGAGAGGCCCUGGGCGGCGACAACAUGCUACUGGGCCUCGCCAUCCGCGACCACAAGGUGUUGCAUGCGCAGGGGGGCCCUGAAUGGCAGCGCAGUGCCACAGAAGGCAUGAUGGCCAAGUUCCUCGAGUACUUGCCCGACAUGGACCUGGCCUUCAACAUCCACGACGAGCCGAGGGUCAUGGUCCCCCACGACGACCUGACGAGGCUUGUGCACAAGGCCAGGAGCGAGAAGAUGCCGGCCUCCAAUGCCAACCAAAGCCCUACCAACGACUUUACGCCACGAGCGCCCGAUCUAAACGAUGGCAAAUCCUUCGUCGAGACCAAGCUGACGCGGUUCAAUACCUUUUCUCACCAGCCGACCUGGACCCAUUCGCGCAUGUCCUGCCCGCCCGACAGCCCGGCCAGGAUACUCGAGGAAGACGAGCGAACCGACGACCUGAGCAAGUACGGCCUCGGCCAACUCGGCUUCGUAUACAACACGACGGCCAUGUCGGACAUUUGCCUCUCCCCGUCCCUCAGCGCGUCGUUUGGCUUCUUCGACCGCCCCAACGCCUACAGCGUCGUCCACGACCUCGUCCCCAUCUUCUCGCAGUCCAAGGUCUCGUCCUACAACGACAUCAUCUACCCCUCGCCCUGGUACUGGCACAUGAAGGUGGCCUACGACGAGGACAAGGACAGGCCCUGGGCGGACAAGCACGAAAAGCUUUACUGGCGGGGCUCCACCACGGGAGGCUUCAGCCGCAGCGGAGGCUGGAGGAGGCAGCACCGCCAGCACCUUGUCCAGAAGAUCAACGCCGGCGACCAGGCGCUCAUCAUGGAGAACGUCGGAGGCGCCGCGGACCCCCGGUGGGAAGCCAAGCAAGUCCCCCGCGGCGACUACCGCAAGUUCAUCGACGUCUACUUUUCGCACGUCGGCCAGUGCGACCCGGGCGACUGCGAUGCGCAGGCGCAGUUCUUCGACAUCAAGGACCACGCCAAGCAGCACGACGCGUGGGCGUACAAGUACCUCCUCGACGUCGACGGCAACGCCUUUUCCGGGCGCUUCUACGCUUUCUUGCAGAGCAGGAGCCUGACGUUCAAGCUCGCCGUCUUCCGCGAGUGGCACGGCGAGUGGCUCAAGCCCUGGGCGCACUACGUGCCGCUCAGCCUGCAGGGCGACGACUGGCUCGAGGCCGUCCGCUUCUUCAGCGACGGCAGCCUCUCCAAUGGCGAGGCCGAGAAGAUGGCCGUGGCCAGCCGCGACUGGGCCAACAAGGUGGUGCGCAAGGAGGACAUGGAGGCAUGGCUCUUUCGGCUACUGCUAGAAUAUGCGCGAGUGAUUGACGAUGAGCGAGAGAUUAUCGGCUUCGACCCGUCCAGCGCGGACAAGAAGCUCAAAUGA